This is a messenger RNA of Candidula unifasciata, 840 nucleotides long. NCBI's taxonomy places the organism in Eukaryota, Metazoa, Mollusca, Gastropoda, Stylommatophora, Geomitridae. The record is from the annotation of a GenBank genome assembly.
AUGAAUGAAAAUACAACAAACACAAGUUUGAAGUUGAAGUUUGAACAGCGUAUCAACAUCAUGGCACACGGUGUUUACAAGGACAGUGCUGAGAGUAAUGGUGUUUACAAGGACAGUGCUGACAGUAUUGGUGUUUACAAUGACAGUGCUGACAGUAAUGGUGUUUACAAUGACAGUGCUGACAGUAAUGGUGUUUACAAUGACAGUGCUGACAAUAAUGGUGUUUACAAUGACAGUGCUGACAGUAAUGGUGUUUACAAGGACAGUGCUGACAGUAAUGGUGUUUACAAUGACAGUGCUGACAGUAAUGGUGUUUACAAUGACAGUGCUGACAGUAAUGGUGUUUACAAUGACAGUGCUGACAGUAAUGGUGUUUACAAUGACAGUGCUGACAGUAAUGGUGUUUACAAUGACAGUGCUGACAGUAAUGGUGUUUACAAUGACAGUGCUGACAGUAAUAGUGUUUACAAUGACAGUGCUGACAGUAAUGGUGUUUACAAUGACAGUGCUGACAGUAAUGGUGUUUACAAUGACAGUGCUGACAGUAAUGGUGUUUACAAUGACAGUGCUGACAGUAAUGGUGUUUACAAUGACAGUGCUGACAGUAAUGGUGUUUACAAUGACAGUGCUGACAGUAAUGGUGUUUACAAUGACUGUGCUGACAGUAAUGGUGUUUACAAUGACAGUGCUGACAGUAAUGGUGUUUACAAUGACAGUGCUGACAGUAAUGGUGUUUACAAUGACAGUGCUGACAGUAAUGGUGUUUACAAUGACAGUGCUGACAGUAAUGGUGUUUACAAUGACAGUGCUGACAGUAAUGGUGUUUACAAUGACAACUAA